AUGCCUUCAACAUCAAACCAAGCAACAAAUCUACCACUUCUCUCCAUUUGUCAGACCAAACUCAGCCGCCCAUCAAGACUUCCCUGUCCCCAACAACCAUCAUGGACACUGAAUAAAAGCCUGCGGUCUCUCACCUCAACAGCACAACAAAAAUUACACUUGUUGAUCUGGUAUCGACAAGAAGAACAACUCUACUUGAUUCUUGUGGAACCACGAUAUAAGAGUGUGCAUGGCAUCUCCAACACAAGAGCAAUAAGUCUAUAUAUACUUCCACCUUCUUAUUCCUCAAAACAUAGUUUAAAGCCUAUAUGGACUAGCUUAAGCUGGCCACUUAUUGUCGAGACACUUUAA
Messenger RNA from Ilex paraguariensis (yerba mate), 351 nucleotides. NCBI's taxonomy places the organism in Eukaryota, Viridiplantae, Streptophyta, Magnoliopsida, Aquifoliales, Aquifoliaceae. The record is from the annotation of a GenBank genome assembly.